CCGUGUUUGUUCGACAAAGGGGACUUUUCAUAUCGAAGUAAGCUGGCAAAAGAGAAGGCCUGGAAAAGCGUAGCGGCUGCCACAAAUGCGAAUGUUCAGCUGUGCCAGAAUAGGUGGAGGUCCCUUCGCGACCGAUAUCUUAAGGAGGUGAAAGCUGGGAAGCUGCCAUCGGGAAGUGCUGCAGCAGAAGGAAGUGGUUGGAGGUUUUUUGAGCCCAUGUCGUUCCUGCAGCGCUACGUUGCCCCUCGCAGAACUAUUUCCAACAUCGAGUGGUUAAGCGAAGACCCUAUCUAUAGUGAAUCCGGACAAUGUUUCGAUGUAGAAUCAGAUGGCAACAUGUCAUUCAUGAAUGAUCCCAGCGAGAUCGUAACACCUAACGAAGUUUGGGAUUGUAUCGAGUGCGAGGCAGCCCCGCCGACAGCCCCGCCGGCAGUACCGCCGGCAGCACCACCAACAACACCUCUGACAGCACCACCGACAGCAAGUAAAACUUCGAAACGUACUGAAAAGCGCCAAAAGGACGAAGAUCGCUUUGACGGUCUUUGUGGGGCUGUAUCCGAUUGGAUACAGAAAGAAUCGAAACCCAUCUCACGAAAUACGGGCUUUUUUAAAGUUUUAGAUGGUUAUUUAAUGAAGUAUACAGAUGACGAGCAGGGUGAAAUAAAAAUAAAAUUAUUAAGCUUUGUAAGUAGCUACCGGUAUGAGAACACCGUCUAGUGCACUAUUGUUAACGUUUUUUAAAACAAAGUUUUUGAUGAAAUUUUGCAAACUGUGCACCUAUAAAUGAGAAAGUGGUUAUUAGCUGUUGUGAUCAAAAAACGUUUGUAAUGUAAAAAUCAAGUGGUUAUGAAUAACUAAGUUUUGUGUAGCUUUUUGGCUUUGAUUUUGACUAUGCAAAAGCCUUUGGACCUUAUGAAUAAAAACUAAGCAAUUGCUUCUUAAAA
Rhagoletis pomonella (apple maggot) is the source of this 944-nucleotide messenger RNA. RefSeq lists its product as uncharacterized. The record is from RefSeq and is a predicted model, not a curated record. Gene Ontology annotation, cellular component: transcription regulator complex; nucleus. Lineage: Eukaryota; Metazoa; Arthropoda; Insecta; Diptera; Tephritidae. Gene Ontology annotation, biological process: regulation of transcription by RNA polymerase II.